Dermatophagoides pteronyssinus (European house dust mite) is the source of this 1579-nucleotide messenger RNA. RefSeq lists its product as uncharacterized. Gene Ontology annotation, biological process: positive regulation of DNA-templated transcription; cell fate specification; regulation of transcription by RNA polymerase II. Lineage: Eukaryota; Metazoa; Arthropoda; Arachnida; Sarcoptiformes; Pyroglyphidae. Gene Ontology annotation, molecular function: RNA polymerase II cis-regulatory region sequence-specific DNA binding; DNA-binding transcription factor activity, RNA polymerase II-specific. Gene Ontology annotation, cellular component: chromatin; nucleus. The record is from RefSeq and is a predicted model, not a curated record.
AACAUCAUCACAAUCAAUAUCACCAACAACAUCAUCAUCAAUGAUACCAAUAUCAAUCGAUACAUAUAAUAAUCAUGAUCAACAAGUGUUAAAUUUACCAAUAAUAACAUCAUCUAUGGCCACAACAACUACAUCGACCAUAUCAAAUUCUAAUUGUUUAACAUCAACAACAACAACAACAACAACAGCGACAGGGACAACGUCAUCAUCAUCAUCAUUAACAUCAUCAUCAUUAUCAGUAAAUUCAUCAUAUCAUCAACAUCGUCAUAUUAGUGUACAAUUAAUGGAUAUAACAAUUUGGAAACGUUUUUGUGAUGUUAAUAAUGAAAUGAUUGUUACAAAAGGUGGUCGUCGUAUGUUUCCAUUAAUACGUUGUCAAAUUGAUGGUCUUGAACCAAGAUCAAUGUAUUCGAUUGUAUUAGAAUUUGUACAAAUCGGUACACAUCGUUGGAAAUAUUUAAAUGGUAAUUGGGUUGCCGGUGGUAAAUCUGAACCACCACCACAAAAUCUACAAACAUUUUAUAUUCAUCCGGAUUCACCGAAUUUCGGUGCACAUUGGAUGAAAGAAGUAGUUAGUUUUACUAAAGUUAAAUUAACAAAUAAACCAACAACACAACAAGGACAGGUUGUAUUAAAUUCAUUACAUAAAUAUCAACCAAGAAUACAUAUUGUAAGAAUUGAAUCAACUGGAUCAACAGUAACAACAUCAACAACUGCAUCAUCAUCAUCAUCAUCAACCGCAUCAACAACCGCAACAACAUCAUCAACGUCAACAUCACCAAAAUUAACAAUGGAUGCAUUAUGUGUAUUAUCAAAAUCAUUAUAUCAACAACACCAACAACAACAUAAUGGUAAUAAUAAUGAUGGAAUUAUAAUUAGUGAUAUGAAUGAUGAAUUUGUACAAAUAACAAAUAUUGAUAAUUGUUUAGCAUCAAUAUCAUCAUCAUCAUCAUUAUCAACAAAUGAUGGUACAAAUUUUUAUGAAACAUCACAAGAAUGUAUUGAUAUUUUAGGAACAACAGGAACAGGAAAAAAUAAUAAUGAUAAUAAUAAUUCUAGUAGUGGUAGUAGUAGUGGUAUGAUGAUUAUAAAUGAAGAUUGUAUUAAUUCAUUUUGUGGUGGUAAUAAAAUUGUAACAUAUACAUUUAAAGAAACACAAUUUAUAGCUGUUACUGCAUAUCAAAAUGAAGAUGUAACACAUUUAAAAAUACGUUAUAAUCCAUUUGCAAAAGCAUUUCAAGAUAUACGUGAAAAACCAAGCCAUCAUCAUCAUCAUCAUCAUAAUCAUUAUUCUUCUACAAGUCAUUCGCAUCAUCAUCUACAACAACAACAACAACAACAAAAUCAAUUAUCAUCAUCAAUUUAUGAUCAAUCUAUUCAUCAUUCGCAUCCGCAUCAUCAUUCUAAUUAUUCACAAUCAUAUUAUCAACAACAACAACAACAACAAAGAAUUCAUACCGGUGUUACAAAUUCUAAUAGUGAAUCAAUAACAACAACAACAACAACAACAAAAUCUACAAUAACAACAACAACAACAUUAUCAUCAUCAUCACCAUUAUCAACAACUUUAGCAACAACA